CACAGAAGCGGAUGCCGUCUCUCUAUCAUUAGUACGUUGUCCUAGAGAUGGCCUCUUUCUCUCUCGCGCCCUCUGUUUUAGAAUUGAGCAUGUAACAAAAACUACACGUGCUCUCAGAUUAUGUAUGUGUGUGUGUGUGUGUGAGCUACUUGAUUCCGACGGGUUGGAGGAUUAAAGGUAUAUCUGAUGUUGGGCACACUUUUAAACGUGGAAUGACGCAACUCCUCUGCCACACACUGCACACGCUUUUUCAUUCAGCUAAAAUUUAUCAUGACGAGACCGGAUACCGUACGCGGCAGAACCCAUGUGGUGUCUUCAAAAUGCCCAAAAUGAUCAUGAUCAUCAAUACGACACCAAACAUCAACCUCCGCAUUGAUUGACAAUUUUCACAUUCUAAUUGAAUUAGCAUUUCGAACUAUAAAAAUGCUCAGUUCGCCAUGUAGCCAAACCAAAAUAUGCGUCUUCCAAUUUUUCUUCUAGCUCUUUCAAGUGCUUCUAUUGUCUUUUCAUUGGAUCCAGUCCCCGAAGAAUAUGCCAACGUACCGAAGGAGUUCUUCGAAAAGUUCCAGGCAGCUAUCAAAUCAGGGGACCCAGUUGCAGUAGUGGAUCUUUUUGCUCCGGAUGAUAUGCUUCCUGUCAGUGGCAUGAUUGAAGCGGCACAGGGAAUCAUCAAAUCUUUUGAAUCUUAUCCGACCGGAAUAAUUGAACGAGUUCGCUACGAGUAUGGAGUCAUUCAGAUUAAUGUCAGAUAUUACCCCAACACGCCCCUUUUGUCCAAAAAAACGACUAUUUUCAAGAUAAAAUACGAGAACAAAUGGAAAGGCUGGACAAUGGUGCACUUCAGUGAUUGGAUGUAGUUUCAUAUUCGAAUAUCGGGACUUGUAUGACCUAAAUAAAUGUUUUAA
Messenger RNA from Caenorhabditis elegans, 905 nucleotides. RefSeq names its product DUF4440 domain-containing protein (gene F56D2.8). The record is from RefSeq and is marked reviewed. The coding region runs from base 456 to 857 and encodes 133 amino acids. The transcript has 3 exons. NCBI's taxonomy places the organism in Eukaryota, Metazoa, Nematoda, Chromadorea, Rhabditida, Rhabditidae.